Molecule: messenger RNA, 2042 nt
Organism: Pistacia vera
Lineage: Eukaryota; Viridiplantae; Streptophyta; Magnoliopsida; Sapindales; Anacardiaceae
Product: protease Do-like 10, mitochondrial
Exons: 8
Coding region: 12-1718 (568 amino acids)
Biological process (GO): proteolysis
Molecular function (GO): protein binding; serine-type endopeptidase activity
Source: RefSeq, a predicted model, not a curated record
GAAAUAAAGCAAUGCUGGGUUCAGCAUUGCGCAGAGUCACCAGGCUCUGCUCUUCUUCUUCUUUCUCCUCCUUUAUCAUCUUUAACAACGCCACUAACACUACCUCAAGCAGGCUGCUUCUUCUGCCUCAUUAUCAACAUUUUUCAACUGCAACAACUGUGCCAGCAAUCCAUGAAACCAGCAGUUUGAGGAACAAGCUGUACAGAGACACACGAGCAAGACGACGAGUAGUCCGACGUCGUUUCGUUAAGAAAAGUAGUAAUGUUACGACAAAUACUUAUGCAGCAAUCGAGCUGGCUUUGGAUUCGGUGGUGAAGGUUUUUACAGUUUCCAGAAGCCCCAAUUAUUUUCUUCCUUGGCAGAACAAAUCCCAACGAGAAACUACUGGUUCAGGAUUUGUUAUUCAUGGAAAAAAGAUUCUAACAAAUGCUCAUGUGGUGGCGGAUCAUACAUUUUUGAUGGUAAAAAAGCAUGGUGGUUCUACCAAAUAUAGAGCCCGAGUUGAAGCUGUGGGUCAUGAAUGUGACUUGGCUAUUCUUGUUGUUGAGAAUGAAGAAUUUUGGGAGGGUGUGACAUUUUUAGAGCUGGGAGACACUCCAUUUCUUCAACACGCUGUUGCUGUUGUUGGAUAUCCUCAAGGUGGUGACAACAUUUCAGUAACUAAAGGAGUUGUUUCGAGGGUUGAACCAACCCAAUACGUCCAUGGUGCUACUCAACUGAUGGCUAUACAGAUUGAUGCAGCUAUAAAUCCUGGCAAUAGUGGUGGCCCGGCAAUUAUGGGCAAUAAAGUUGUUGGUGUCGCUUUUCAAAACCUUUCCGGUGCUGAGAAUAUUGGCUAUAUUAUUCCUGUUCCAGUUAUAAAGCAUUUUAUAAUUGGUGUUGAGGAAAAUGGGAAAUAUGUUGGAUUCUGUUCUUUGGGACUAUCGUGCCAAACCACUGAGAAUGUUCAACUUCGAAAAUUCUUUGGAAUGCGACCCGAAAUGACUGGAGUACUUGUGGACAAAAUUAAUCCUCUAUCAGAUGCCCAUAAAAUCUUGAAAAAAGAUGAUAUUGUUCUUGCAUUUGAUUCUGUGCCUAUAGCAAAUGAUGGGACAGUUCCUUUUCGUAACAGAGAACGGAUAACAUUUGAUCAUUUGGUGUCUAUGAAGAAACCCAAUGAGAAAUGUUUAGUUAAAGUCUUGAGAGAUGCCAAAGAGCAUGAAUUCAGUAUCACACUACGACCUUUGCAACCUCUAGUUCCAGUGCAUCAAUUUGAUAAGAUACCUAGCUAUUACAUAUUUGCUGGACUGGUUUUUAUUCCGCUUACCCAGCCGUAUCUUCACGAGUAUGGAGAAGAUUGGUAUAACACUUCCCCACGUAGAUUGUGUGAACGUGCACUGAGAGAGCUGCCUAAAAAGGCUAGUGAACAACUCGUUAUUCUUUCUCAGGUACUGAUGGAUGAUAUCAAUGCCGGGUAUGAGCGUUUUGCAGAAUUACAGAUUAAGAAGGUCAACGGAGUGGAAAUUGAAAACCUGAAGCAUUUAUGCGAACAAGUCGAAAACUGUAGUGCAGAGAGCUUGAGGUUUGAUUUGGACGAUGACAGGGUAAUUGUAUUGGACUAUCAAAUGGCAAAAAUCGCCACAUCUAGAAUUCUAGAACUUCACAGAAUACCGUCUGCAAUGUCCAGUGACCUUGGAGAUGAAGAGAACCCAGGAAUUGAGUUGGCCUGCACAAGCUGAAUUGUCUUCAGAAUACAGUUGCAAAAAACAAACACCGACAAAGUAAAAUUUUGGUAUUGUAAUCGAGUCAGUAGUAGCUUUUACUCAUAGUUACAUAUUGAUCUAGGAAUAGCAUUAUUUCUAUGUCAACAUUACCAUGUUUGAGGUAUACUUUCAAGGAGAUACCAAUAACAACAAUCUAUAGUCAGGGUUUACAGAAUUCUUACUUCCAUGUGUUGGAAGUAAUUUAGGAAAUAUAAAACAUAGAAGUCUCAUUAGUUUUUGUUCAUCGUGUUUGAACUAUUAUUUAUUGCUUUAAUCCGAGUUAGAUUUUCUCUCGAUCAA